CGAACAUGGCUGACACAGAGCAGGAGAGUGCUACAGACAACGAAAAAUCAAAUCCGGAGGAGCCUAAACAAAGCACUGAACUAGAAAAAUACUGGAAGGCUGUGAAAGACAAUCCAUCUGACUUUACUGGCUGGACAUACCUUUUGCAAUAUGUAGAACAAGAGAACAAAGGGGAGUCUGCACGAGAAGCCUUUGAUGAAUUCUUCAGUCAUUACCCGUAUUGUUUUGGCUACUGGAAGAAGUAUGCUGACCUGGAGAAGAGGUUGGAGGAGUUUGACAAGGCCGAAGAGGUGUUCGAGCGUGGUCUGAAGGCCAUCCCUCUCAGUGUGGAACUGUGGCUCCACUACCUUUGCUUUCUCACUGAAAAACAUGUCAACGACCCGGAAGCUGUGGGCAAAAUAAGAUCUUUAUACACUAGAGCUCUGGCAACAGCCGGAAAGGACUUCCGCUCUGACAAGUUGUGGGACUCAUUCAUCAAGUGGGAGAAGGACCAGAAUGAGUUGGUCAAAGUUACCGCCUUGUAUGAUCAGCUUCUGUCCAUCCCCACACAGCUCUACAGCCACCAUUUUGACAAUUUUAAGUUGCACGUUGAGAGUAAUCACCCCAAAGACAUCCUGACCCUGGAUGAGUUCCUAAAGCUAAGGCAGGAGGUGGUGUCGUCGGCAUCGUCUACGCCAGCUCUCGAUGGGGUGGAGGAGGAGGAGGCCCCACCAGGGGUAGACGAUGGGCCUCCAGGAGUGGAUGACGCCCCACCAGGGCUCGACAGUAGCAAGGUGACUGAUGCAGAGCUGCCGGCACUGAGGGCUAAGAUCAUAGAGACUCGUCAGGCUGUCCACAAGUUGACAGAAGAGGAAGUCAGCAAGAGAUGGGCAUUUGAGGAGGCUAUUAAAAGACCAUACUUCCAUGUCAAGCCGUUGGAGAGAGCCCAGCUGAAGAACUGGCGCGAAUACCUGGACUUUGAGAUAGAGAAUGGCUGUAAUGAGCGGGUGGUAGUUCUGUUUGAGAGGUGUAUGAUCGCCUGUGCUCUUUAUGAGGACUUUUGGCUAAAGUAUGCCAGGUACUUAGAGCCACACAGUGUAGAGGCUGUGAAGAAUGUGUAUAGGAGGGCCUGCAAAAUACACCUUCCUAAAAAACCUAAUAUUCAUCUGGCAUGGGCAGCCUUUGAAGAGAAGCAAGGAAAUCAUGAUGAAGCUUGGGAGAUCUUGUCAAGUUUAGAGAAGACCUUACCCAAGCUUGCCAUGGUACGGUUACGGAGAAUUAGUCUGGAGAGACGCAGAGGGAAUUACCCUGAAGUGGAACAGAUAUACAGGGAGUCUAUAGAAGAGGCCCCCUCUUUAGAAGUUCACUCAUUCUUCGCUUUAAAAUAUGCUAGAUACCUCAGUAAGGUCUUAGGAAAGGUGGAGAAAGCCAAAGAAGUUUUGAACAAAGCUGUGGAAAAAGACAAGAAGAAUACAAAGUUGUAUCUGCAGUUGAUAGACACAGAGUACCAGUGUCAGCCACUGAGGGAAGAAAGAAUCAUAGAGAUUCUGGACAUUGUGAUCAACAACGACGACAUUCCAUUGAGCACUAGGGUCAACUUUUCUCAGAGAAAGCUGGAAUUUAUGGAAGACUUUGGUAACGAUAUUAUCAAAUUAAGUGAAACCUACGAACACCAUCAAAAAUUAUUAAAAGAGUAUCAUUCACAAAAGAAGCGAAAACAAGAGGAGAAUACUGAAGGAGAACCUAAUGCUAAGAAAGCAAAGGAGGAUUACAGUGGUUCCAACGGAACUAGCGCCUCUCAUCAUGUGACCAGUGCAGGAGACACACAGCAGCAGCAGCAUCAUAACUACGCUUACUCACACUGGCCGGGGUAUACGAAUCCAGGGUAUGGCUAUCAACACUCUCACUGGGGAGCUUACAACGCCAGUUACUACCCUUCCUGAUGUCAUUCUCGCACACAACAAACCAGAUAGUCUGACCUGUGCUGUGAAAGGCACAGCUAAAGGAGAUAAGUCCGCAACGUUUAAUGGGGAAGUAUGCAAAAGAAGAACUAGUGCAAGUAUACAAGACUUGUGAAGUUUUCUUUUUCAUUGAGGUAAAUUAUUGUUAUCCUGCUUUAAAACUUUACUCAUAAAUGGACUUUCUGUUUUGUUAUUCUGUUAACAGGCUAUGGGGGCUAAUAUCAAAACACAUUUGUGUAAAUGCUGUCAAUGAAGUUUGCAUUGGACAGGACAUGGUAUGAUUUGUUUAGUUUUUCUGUGAACAUUGUUGUAUGAUGGGGCAGAUGUUUAGGUUAGAUUGCAUAAAUGUGACUGCUUCCUGAACCGUUUGUACUUUUCCAAGCAUUUGUGUCACUAAGGUUAUUAAGCUCUCUGCUUCAUGGUACAAAACCAAGCUCCACAAAUAUAGUUUUUUUUUGUU
Molecule: messenger RNA, 2400 nt
Organism: Liolophura sinensis
Lineage: Eukaryota; Metazoa; Mollusca; Polyplacophora; Chitonida; Chitonidae
Product: pre-mRNA-processing factor 39-like
Exons: 15
Coding region: 6-1922 (638 amino acids)
Biological process (GO): mRNA 5'-splice site recognition; RNA processing
Cellular component (GO): commitment complex; U2-type prespliceosome; U1 snRNP
Molecular function (GO): pre-mRNA 5'-splice site binding; protein binding
Source: RefSeq, a predicted model, not a curated record